Hemicordylus capensis (graceful crag lizard) is the source of this 960-nucleotide messenger RNA. RefSeq names its product brain protein I3 (gene BRI3). The record is from RefSeq and is a predicted model, not a curated record. Bases 305 to 733 code for a protein of 142 amino acids. The transcript has 3 exons. NCBI's taxonomy places the organism in Eukaryota, Metazoa, Chordata, Lepidosauria, Squamata, Cordylidae.
CGCCAGCCGCCGCGUCACGUGAGCGCAGUCUUGUGACUGGCCUGGGAGCAGCAGCAGCAGCAGCAGGCGCCGCCGAGCAGGGAGGGAGGCGAAGAAGGAGCCCGCCGCCUCCAGCGAGCCGCACGCUGCCUGCCCGGGCUGGGGCUCCGCCGAGGGGACGCCCCGCUCCGCUGGCAGCGCCUGGCUCCAUGCUCUGCGCGCAAAGGAGGCGGCUGCCGCUGCUGGCUGGGAGGAGCGGAGGGGCGAGGCGCCUCUGAGCCCCCGGAGCACCCCCGCCGCGCCCUCCCCCCGCCGGGGCCCGAGCAUGGACAGCAAGCCCCUCCUGCAGGAGCGACCCCCCGCCUACAGCCCGGCUGCCCCGGGGGGCGGCGGGGGCGCGGGCUACGAGUACGGGCCGGGCGGCGGCUAUGGGGCCAUCCCGCCCCCCCAGCCGGGCUUCCAGCCGCCUCCGCCCUACCCCUAUCCCACGGGGGCUGCCGCAGGUUAUGUUGUCCCUGCUGGUCCACCUCCACACAACUAUCCCAACACCACGUACACGAUAAUCCAGCAGCCUGCUUCGACUACGUCGGUUGUCGUGGUUGGCGGGUGCCCGGCUUGCAGAGUUGGUGUAUUGGAAGAUACCUUCACCUGUCUUGGCGUCCUCUGUGCCAUCGUAUUCUUCCCUAUCGGAAUUCUUUUCUGCCUUGCAUUGAGGCAACGGAGAUGUCCUAACUGUGGGGCAACAUUUGGUUAAGGGAUCAACGGAGGGGCUUUUGGGAGCUGUAACUAUUAUAGUACCUUUUUUCUAAUGUAAAUGUCAUGUACAAUCAUGUUGAUGCCUCGGAGCUGAUUUUGUAAGUCUCCCGGUUAGUCUCUUGCAUGUGAAAUGAGCAUGUGUAUUGCAAGACACACCUCCCAUCUAGCUUCCUGUUCUAAAUGCACCUUUUUGGAAAUUAAAUAAAUUGCUUUUUUGCAUCUUCA